AUGUCGUCCGUGGACUCCAAGAAACCAAAGAUCUUUACUGCAUCUGGUCCGCGGGCAUAUGGAGGAGGCCCUGUUCGCCAGUACAUUCCUGGAAUGGAGUACAAGUACUCGAAACACGAGGCUGUCCCACAACUCGAAGUUCACAGCAAGCACCAUCAGGACGCCAUGGAACACUUUCUCUACUGUAUGAGAGAGGUUGCGCUGCCUGCUCUCUCUCCUUACAAAGACGAAGACAAGUCGGUCAAUGAUACUGUUCAGUGGUUGGAAAAGAACGCCAACGUUCCCGCCAUCCCACCAACUCUCUUUGCAUUGACGGGCAACAGCGGCUCGGGAAAGACAACCACUCUCAACAAUGUCCUUGGCAUGUCCGGUCUUGCCAACGCUGAUGCUGCAAUGGAAAGUGUUACUCAGAAUCCACAGAUCUUCAACCAUGGAACCCGGGACUCUAUGUUCUUGGUUGAGGUUCUGUUUCUCAAUGGCCGAGCUAUCAAAAACCUAAUCAAGAGAUGUCUCAUCGAUCUGGUUGCUUAUGUCAGAUCCAUUUCAGGCGAUGAGGCCGAAGAAGAGAAUGACUACAUUCGCGAUUCCGCCGAGUCAAGCAAGCAAGUUUUCGACGACCUCUUCUCUCAUCAGGAUGGAUUGAAGAGCUUGGAUGAUGUCGAAGAAUUUCUGGAAGCCAAGAGCCUGCUCCCUGGAGAUGGUGAACAAAUCUCGGACUCGGCUGUGGAUGCUCUGUACCAGCAGAUCGUAGAUCGUGCUGCUUCCGAGGGCAUCGAUCUGGAUAUGCGCAAGCUCAGGUAUACUGCAGGAAACAAGGGAGAACUGCACGCAAAGAACACCAGAUUCGCUGAGCGCGGAGCAUUCGCACCUCUUGUCAGCAGCAUUCGCACAAAACUUUACUCACCUCUGCUCGCAAUGGGUAUCGAAUUUGCAGACUUGCCUGGAUACACGGACACCAACAUCCAUCUACGCAAGACAUCAAUGGCAUAUUCAGUCAACUGCCCAAAGGUCAUCUUCGUUGCUGAUCUCUCAAGAUGCUUGACAACUCCUGAGUUGGAGAGGAGCUUGAGAGAUACCAUCAAGCUGAAGGGCGCGGAAAAUGUCUGCUUGGUACUCCGCGGCAAAGAGGUCGAAUCUGCUCAUCUCGAGGCUCUUGAAAAGUCUCUUCAGGCUGCAAAGCUUCGACUGGACAACGAGGAUGAUGAGAGUCUCAAGCUGCAAGCGAAAGCUGAUGUCCAGGCCAUUGAACGCCAGAUCUUCGAGUACAGAAUUGCCGUCCGCGACCGUAUUGUCACCGAUCACUUUACUCAGAAGAAGUAUCAGAACAAACACGACUCUGGCAAGAUUCGUGUCAUCACUGUCGCCAACAAGUGUCAUGAACACUACAUGAAUGGCUCCAACAAGGCUGUUCUUUCUUUCGACAAGACAGGUAUCCAAGAACUUCGGGCAUACAUGUGCGAGACACCCAGCAGAGACCGUGUUCGAGCUUUUGCACGCCACUCCGCAAACUGUAUCACCAAGAUGCGCCGCAUCGCCAUCUGGGCCGACGGACCCAAGAUGCCUCCUCGCGAUGCUGCCAUGGCACUCUUUGAGCAGCAUACACGCUGGGGCAUUGAGGGACGCAAAGUUUCGUUGAUCAAAGCCGCGACGCAGUACAAGAAGCUCUUGAACACCCGCUUCUCUAGCACAUGGGCUGACGCCGCUCAAAAGAUCAUUGACAGCUGGACUGUCAAAUACGCCGCUCGUACCCAGGGUGUCUUCAUUCGUCAAGGAGGAAGACACAACCCGAAGAUCAAGGGUUCCAAGAGCAAGAAACCGGAACUUGUCUCUUGGAUCGAGGAUCUUCUAUCUGUUGUCGAAGAUGAUGUCCCUAGCCUUCUCAAGUCAACCUGGGAUGCCAUCAACGAGGCCGAUGGUAGCAUCUGUGAAAACAUUUGCGAAGUCGUCGAGAAGAUCCGCCAUGGUCUUGAGAUGCUGGACACUAUUGGUGGUGCCAACCUGGAAGGUGUUUUUGAACUUUUCGAGGACGAGAGAAAGAUCUGCACUCGCGAUAUCAAGGAGGGUGUCAUUGAGCUCAAGACCGAUCUGAGAUCGGUUGCAUUGGAGUCUAUCUCUGACGAACCUUACGACGAAGGUUCGCCUAUCUUUGUCAAGGAGAUGCACAAGAUCUUCACUACUGCCUUCUCAAAGUUCCCGCCCGGAACCAAGAACGUCACCAAGGAGCGCAUGAAGUCCAUCAGAGAGCAAGUCAUCAGCGGCAAAGGACCUUACAGCAUGAUGUCCAACGAGAUCUCUACCAAGUUGGUUCCAGUCAUUGACGCCUGGGCUGACAAGACCACUGCACGCAUUGAGAAGAUGCACGCAGACCUCCGCGAUGUUCUCUUCAAAUCUUUUGAGGGAAAGAAGAUGUCUGACGCCAGACGUGAGCAGAUUGCUCCACGCAUCAAGGUCGCCAUGGAGAAGGCCAGAGCUGUUCUUCAAGCCGAUCUUGAUGGCUAUGCAGCCGAUAUUCUUUGA
Molecule: messenger RNA, 2517 nt
Organism: Aureobasidium melanogenum CBS 110374
Lineage: Eukaryota; Fungi; Ascomycota; Dothideomycetes; Dothideales; Saccotheciaceae
Exons: 3
Coding region: 1-2517 (838 amino acids)
Source: RefSeq, a predicted model, not a curated record